UACAAAGUUCUUAACUUUUUAGUGACCCUUUUCAAUAACACAGCUUAUAAAUCAUGGAGAGUUGUAGUAUGAGCUAUUCUGGAAACAUGGAGGAUGAAUAUGAGAAGUUUAUUCGACGAAUGAAUCCGCCUAGAGUUGUAAUCGAUAACGAAUCCUGUAAAAAUGCAACCAUUAUACAGGUUGAUAGUGCUAACAAACAUGGAAUACUUUUGGAAGUUGUACAAGUUCUUACUGAUCUUAAUUUUAUCGUCACGAAAGCUUACAUUAGUUCUGAUGGAGGAUGGUUUAUGGAUGUUUUCAAUGUCACUAAUCAAGAAGGGAACAAAAUUACUGAUGAAGAAGUUUUGGAUUACAUUCAAAAGGCUCUUGGCUCGGAAACUAGCUUCACGACAUCAAUGGAUUCGAUUGGGGUGACAUCCUCAACAGACCAUACAGUAAUCGAGUUAAUAGGAAGUGAUAGACCAGGACUAUUAUCUGAACUAUGUGCAGUCCUUACACACUUAAAGUGUAACGUGUUAAACGGUGAGGUGUGGACCCACAACACACGAGCUGCUUCCGUGUUGCAAGUGACGGAUGAGGAGACGGGGUUGGCUAUUAUGGACCCAGAGAAACUUUCUACUAUAAAGAAAAUGCUUUGCAAUGUACUUAGAGGUAGUAACAAAGGUAAUGAAGCUAAAAUCGUGGUCUCUUGUGGCGUGACCCACACCGAGAGACGGCUGCACCAAAUGAUGUUUGCUGAUAGAGACUAUGAGAGAUUAAAUGAGGGGUGUAGUGAGAAACAAAGGCCAGAUGUAAAGGUUGUUAAUUGGUAUGAUAAGGAUUAUUCAGUGGUCACAAUAAGGUGUAAAGAUAGGCCAAAACUUUUGUUUGAUAUUAUUUGCACAUUAACUGAUAUGGAAUAUGUUGUGUUUCAUGGAAAUGUUGACGCCGACGGGCAACAGGCUUAUCAGGAAUAUUGUAUUAGACAUACGGAUGGUUUCCCUGUGAAUUCAGACGCAGAGAGACAAAGAGUGAUUCAAUGCCUUGAAGCUGCCAUUGAAAGAAGAGUUUCCGAGGGAUUAAAGCUAGAACUAUGCACAAAAGACAGAGUUGGGCUGUUAUCUGAUGUCACUCGUAUUUUCCGAGAGAAUAGCCUCACUGUCACAAGAGCUGAGGUGGCUACACGGGCAGGAAAAGCCAUGAACACAUUCUAUGUUCGUGAUGCUUCAGGGUACCCCAUCGAUCCCAAGAUCAUUGAUUCUAUCAGGAAAGAAAUCGGGCAAACAAUACUAAAAGUCAAAGGCAACCCGCGUGACAUAAGCCAAAGUCCUCAAGAAUCUCCCAAUAGGUUCCUUUUCCGUGGCCUUUUCAAGACCAAAUCUUUUUGCAAUUUCGGGAUUGUUCGAUCAUACUCUUGAAUUCGUGAUGUACUCCUAGGCUUUUGGUAAAACUUGUAAAUACUAUUUGUAAAUAUGAAAAUCUUAGUUUUUAGUCACUUCAUUGUAAUUCAACUUGUUUAUCGUGGCAAUUUGUGUGAAUGGAGGGUUUGUUCUUGAUUCUA
This is a messenger RNA of Erigeron canadensis, 1540 nucleotides long. RefSeq names its product ACT domain-containing protein ACR4-like. Bases 54 to 1397 code for a protein of 447 amino acids. The transcript has 7 exons. The record is from RefSeq and is a predicted model, not a curated record. Lineage: Eukaryota; Viridiplantae; Streptophyta; Magnoliopsida; Asterales; Asteraceae.